Drosophila albomicans is the source of this 2720-nucleotide messenger RNA. RefSeq names its product protein fem-1 homolog B (gene Fem-1). Bases 119 to 2227 code for a protein of 702 amino acids. The transcript is spliced from 6 exons. Gene Ontology annotation, molecular function: protein binding. The record is from RefSeq and is a predicted model, not a curated record. NCBI's taxonomy places the organism in Eukaryota, Metazoa, Arthropoda, Insecta, Diptera, Drosophilidae.
GUUAGUUUGUUGUUGCCCGUUGCAGUGAUCGCUUUCGACAGACGAACGAACGAGAAAGGAUAUAAACACAGCUAAUUAAUUGCACGCUGCGUUUUAGCGUCGCUGCAACAAUCGCAGGAUGAUGAUGGAAGUUGAUCCCGACGAGGAGCAGCAACAAGAGACGAAUACGUCCAUCUAUGAAGAUACCCUAGACUUUGGCUACUACAACAUGGCACACGGCAUGCUGAUCGACAUUGAGGAGGAGCUGCGUGAAAAGUUUCCCAAUGAGGAACGCGUUCGCUUCUCCCAAUUGAACACAUUAUAUUUGGCAGCUCGCAGCAACCAUAUGAUGAGAUUUGUAGAGGCCCUCAACACGAUCAAUUCGCAACAAAUGCAAACGCAUUUGGUAAACACAAACUUUGAUCAACCCGAUGGUCAGUCCCUUACCCCGCUGACCAUGGCCGCAAUGUCCGGCAAUGUGACAUUCGUGAAGACGCUACUCUCGCACUACGAUGUGGAUCUGGAGCGCGAGUGCAAUGUCAUCUUCGAUGGACUGGUCGUUUAUGGGGCAACAGCACUGUGGGUAGCCGCUGGCAUGGGGCAUCUGCAAAUUGUCAAAAUGCUUGUGCAGGCAGGCGCCUCUAUCAAUCACAAUACCAAGGCGCAGUCUUCUCCGCUGCGUGCCGCCUGCUACGAAGGUCGAUUGGACAUUGUGGAGUUUCUGAUCGAGCAUGGCGCCGAUGUGAAUGCCACAAAUUUGUUCAACAACAACACGCUGAUGAUUGCCGCCUACAAGGGACAUCAUUUGGUCGUCAACACGCUGUUGCAGAACGGUUCACGACCCAAUGAUCAGGCACUGUGUGGCGCCACGGCGUUGCACUAUGCCGCAGAGAGCGGACAUCUGGAUGUGGUGAUGGCAUUGCUGGAUCAUGGUGCCACACUGCAGCUAAAUGAGGCUGGCAUCUCGCCAGCGUUGCAGGCUGCCGAACGAUUGCACGAGGAUGUGGUCGAGGCAUUCAUACAGCGUCCCGGGCUAAUGAGCAAGGAGGAGCAGAUCACAGCGCUGGAGCUGCUUGGUGCUACCUAUGCCAAUGACAAGACCAAAUACGAUGUGCAACGUGCACACAGCUACUUGAUGCGUGCCAUGCAACUUCGCUACAGCGAUGCGCGGCAUGUGGUCCGCAAGAAAGUGCAACAACCGGUGCCCGCCUAUGACAGCUGGUUUGAGACCGAAACCCUGCCCGAACUGAAUGCCAUCAAGCUCAACCAUCACUCCAUACACAUGGAGUCGCUGGCCAUACGCGAGCGUGUGCUGGGCAAGAACAAUCCGGAGCUGCCACAAGCCAUCAUAUAUCGCGGUGCCGUUAUGGCGGAUCAGGGACGCUUCGAGCAGUGUCAAGUGCUGUGGAACUACGCCAUCGAUCUGCGCAUGCGCAACAAUGUCUCCGUUGAACGUGAUUUGCUGCGUUUCGCGCAGCUGUUUGCGCAAAUAUUGCGCGUAGAAAACCAUCGACUAACGCUGGAUCAAGUGCUGCCCGUGCUAUCGAAAUGCCAGCAGGAGAUUGAGAACAAUAAGCACAAGAUGCUCAACACCAAGCCAAACACAUGCGCCAGCCUGCUGCAGGAUCAGAACAAUCAGAACUGCAUCACAGCGUUGUAUUUAAUCAAAAUUGUCACACAGCUGGCACGUCGCAAGAAGGAUCAGGACAUCAAUGAGGAGCACAUACAGCAACUGUUUCUUGUUGUGCGCAAGUUCAUACAGCACGACACCCGCCUCCAAGAUGGUCAAACGCUGCUUCAUCUCGCCGUCAACGGCGUGACGCCCGUCGACGAAUUCUAUACCAACGAAAUUUGCAAAUUUCCCUGCUAUGCUACUGCUCUGGUGUUGGUGCACUGUGGCGCCUCCGUUGUAGCUGUGGAUGCUGCACGCAAUACGCCGCUGCACAUACUGGUGACCAAGAUAAACAGCUCACAGGAUCGCCAGGGCGAAAUGGCGCGCAUUUUGCAGCUGUUUGUGGAGGCAGGCGCACACUUGGAUGCGGUGAAUGCAGCUGGCCAGACAGCUGCCACGGCCUGCAAGCAAGUUAACUUGGCCAAUCUUUUGCAUGGUCAUCAGAACGCGCACACGAGUUUGAAGUGUCUUGCAGCACGCUCGAUUGCCACAAAUCGUUUGAACUUUAGGGGCAUGAUACCCACACAGCUGGAAGCUUUCAUCCAAAUGCACAGCGUGCACAAGGUGCUUACAUAGAUAGCCAAAAGAAAACAAAAAAAAAAAUGGAUUGACCACCGCAGGAGUCAAUGUCAAAACCUCUAACAAACUUAAGUCAUUAGGAACUGUGUAUAUUUUGGAGUCACCGCACAUAUGAAUGUUUAAAUGUGUAUCGAAUUUAGUGACUUAAGUUAGCCAAAUGCCAACAAUUUUUAUAUAUUUUACACACAACUCACACAUUGCGCACUCACACUUUGUUGAAAUUAUUUUGUUUUUAUUUUUUUAAUUUCAUUAUUUUUUCUUUUUCAUUCAUUAUUUAUUUAUUUUGCAACUCACACUUUGGACUGACUGUUUGUUUAUAAACAACAUAUGUAAAAUCAUUUUGUACAUUUUCUAUGUGUAUUAAUUAAUUAAUGUUAAUUGUAAUGCGGCGGCGGCGGCAUCGUUUAAAUCAAUUGAAUUGAUUUUGUUGCUCGACCCCAGAAAAACAAACAAACAAACACACACACACAACACAAAUGAAUAAAAUAUC